AUGGUACUCCAACAAAAUGUCACGUGCAAUGAUCCAUCCAUCCAGUCAUACAUCACCAACCUGACCUCGUCCUACACGGACAAGAGCAAUGAGGCCUCCAUGGUGUCCGCCUCCGUCAUCAUGUUCGUUCUCGCCGGCCUCUUCUUCAACCUCAACCUCUUCAGCGGCCUCUCCGACGUGAGUGCCAUCUUGGACCCCAAGGUGCGCCUCGUGCUCACCUCGGCGCUCUCGCUCUUCCUCCCCGUCAUGUCCUACCUCUUCUCCGAGGCAAAGAACGCCGGCGCCGCCAUGGCGAUGACUUCAUCACACUCGGCCUCCACAGGAGCAAAUGACUUCUCCCUGCGGGCGGGACUCAUCCUUAUAUGGAUGCUUCUCGUAGAGCUACUCCGCAAGAAGGUGGAUGACAUCCGGUGGCGGGGAUACUCAAGCACCAUCCAGCGCGCCGGCCGCGUCGUGUGGCUGGGCAGCCUCGUCUUCUUCAACAUCCGGAGUGCUGGGCGGAAGGCGGUGUUCGCCAUCCUCUGGAUCCUUUGCGCUAUUAAGGUGGUGCAAAGGAUUGCCUUCACCGAGGUCGCAAAACGCUCGUACGUCCAUGGCAAGAACGCCCGGCUUAUUACCUCCUACAUGACGCAGAUGCUCAAACCUGACCAACAAGCCGUCGAUGUGGAGGGUGCCGCUGCUCCGCUCCUCUCUGGAGAAGAGCUAUUGAAGAGGUGCAACUACAUUGUGACAGGGGAAGAUUACAUGGUGAAGGAAGCCACGGCAGAUGGCUAUGAGUUGAACUUGGACUUGGAUGGUCCUGCUAGUGCCAUCACUGUAAGUAAAAUCUGGCAGCUAGAUGACGACUACGAGAGUGACCGGACCUUCAUCGACUUCGACCGUGAUCAACGCCUCAGGAGGCUCUGCCUCUCCUUUGCACUCUUUAAGCUGCUCCGGAGAAGGCUCCAACAUCUGGAAGAGAUCAAGGAGGAGGAAGCCCGCGACUGCAAGAACCUCAUCUUCAGAGGCCUAUGCAGGUGCAAGAAUGGCGAGGGCUCGGAGGAGGCACUGUUCCAAUUAAUGAACGACGAGCUCAACUUUCUUUGUGAGUACUACCACUCCGUCGUCCCAGUUGUCAUGGCCAGCCCCCUCUUCUUACUCGCAAACUACUUGUUGCUCCCUAUCACCGUGUUUGGCCUUUGCCUCAUGACGAUCAUUCUUUGUGGCUAUGGGGACGUGAGCUAUGCGUUCUAUAGCAUCCACACUGACAACUUCGCCCUACAUUCUGGCCUACCAACACUGGCCAGAUGCCUCCUGGACGGUGCUAGAGCAUCACCCCCAACCUUUUUCUCCUUGGUAGACCUCUCCAUCACAUGUCUUCUCUUCAUCAUCUUCUUCUAUGAGGAAAUUUGGGAGUUCCUUGUCUUCCUCCUCUCCAACUGGUUCAUGAUAUCACUUAUCAGGAACUACGCGUCCAAUCCCAGAUGGCGUGUGAGCCCAACCAUUACUGGCACCUUCCGUCGUCUCAUGUGGCUUCGGAGUAAGAUGAGCCAUGAGAGUGUUUGCUUUAGGCAGUUCUCUGUGUUGAACCUUCGCUGGCCAGUCAUAUUUGGGGUACCGACCACACUUUCCUUGAUGGUGCAAACUGUGCCCGUGCCGACCAAAGUGAAGCAUUCCAUCAAGGAAUACCUCUUGGCACAUGAUCAUGACCAUGGUCUUACCAAUGGAAAGUCCGCAUUGCAGAAGAAUCACAUGUCUAGUCUCUCAUGGGCGUGCGAGAGUAAGAGCAUUUCCGAGGUCAUCCUCACCUGGCACAUCGCCACCAGCCUCUUUGAGGAUAGGUGCCCGCCUAAGAGCAAGGACGGGGCAGCCAUGUGCAAAGCUGCGACAACGUUGUCCAAGUACUGCGCAUACCUAGUGGCCUUCCACCCGGAACUGCUACCGGACAAUGAGGAGAAGACCGAGGCUGUCUUUGAAGUUGUCAAGGAGGAGCUCAAGGCCAAGCUCGGGUGCGGGGAGUACUACUUUACACGUCGGCGUUUCCGAGUCGACAAGAUUAUGGAAACUGGGCUAGCACAGGGUAUCUGGACAGAAAAGAAGAUGGUGAAGAAUGGGGCAACACUGGCUAAAGCAUUAGUAGCAGUUGUGAAUAACGACCAAGGAGCUGUGUGGAAGAUGUUGGCCGACCUAUGGACGGAACUUGUCGUCUAUGUGGCGCCAUCGAGUGAUGAGGAUCGCAUCAAAGGGCACCAGAAGGUGCUAGUACACAGAGGUGAGUUUGUCACCAUGCUUUGGGCCCUGGCCACACAUAUUGGCUUAUACCGCAUGACCACCCACCUCGCAGUGCAGCCGGGCCAAAGUUGA
Messenger RNA from Lolium rigidum, 2343 nucleotides. RefSeq lists its product as uncharacterized. The coding region runs from base 1 to 2343 and encodes 780 amino acids. The transcript has a single exon. NCBI's taxonomy places the organism in Eukaryota, Viridiplantae, Streptophyta, Magnoliopsida, Poales, Poaceae. The record is from RefSeq and is a predicted model, not a curated record.